AUGUUGGAAGGACUCGUCGCCGGCUUGCUCAACCGCUUCCUGGGCAUGUACGUCAAGAACUUCGACCCUACGCAGCUCAAGGUUGGCAUCUGGUCCGGCGACGUCAAGCUCCGCAACCUAGAGCUCCGUCGAGAAGCUCUCGACCAGCUCAAGCUGCCCAUCAACGUCAUCGAGGGUCACCUUGGCGAGCUCACCCUCUACAUCCCCUGGUCCAAUAUCCGCGGCGCUCCAGUCAAAGUCUUUAUCGAAGAUGUCUACCUGCUCGCGAGUCCCAAAGAAGAGGCCGAAUAUGACGAAGACGAGGAGCAGCGCAGGAAACACAGGCUGAAGAUGGAGAAGCUUGAGAGCGCCGAGCUGCUCAAGGAGCGGAACAAGGCUGGCAUGAGCCAGGAGGAGCAGAAGAAGAACCAGAGCUUUGCCCAGAGCCUGGCGACCAAGAUCACCGACAACCUGCAGAUCACGGUCAAGAACAUUCACAUCCGAUACGAAGACUCCAUAUCAGCUCCGGGCCAUCCUUUUGCCCUUGGCUUCACACUCGAGGAGUUUAGCGCUGUCAGUGCCGAUGGCCAGUGGACGCCAUCCUUCAUCCAGCAGUCGUCUACGACUACACACAAGCUCGCCACGUUGGGCUCCCUGGCGGUGUACUGGAACACGGACUCAGAACUUUUCAGCAGCGGCCGUCAAACUGGAAACGACUCCCAAGGGACAAUGACACACAGUGACAUGGUCGACAAAUUUAAGAGCAUGCUUACCAAAAUUCACGACCCCGACUCGAGCAACCAAUUCAUCCUGAAGCCCGUCAGUGGACAGGCAAAGAUUGAGCUGGACAAAUCCGGUGCCAUUGAGGUGCCCAAGUUCAAAGCCACUCUCUUGUUUGACGAGAUCGGUGUCGUCCUAGAUGACGACCAGUAUCGUGAUGCCCUGAUGAUGGUAGACCUCUUCCAUUACUUCAUCCGCCACCAAGAAUACAAAGCGCUCAAACCAAAGGGCGUUAGUCCAAAGGAGGAUCCGAGAGCCUGGCUACUGUUUGCAGGGAAUGCCAUCCUGGGUAAGAUCCAUGACAGGAAUCGUAAGUGGUCGUGGGACUAUUUCAGAGAGCGUCGUGAUGACCGCAGGCGGUAUAUCGAGCUCUUCAAGAAAAAGAAGCAGGGUUUGCAGCUCGAAGCCAAUGAGUCUAGCGACCUUGAUAAGCUUGAGUUUAAGCUUAGCUACGAGGACCUGCGGUUCUGGAGAUCGCUGGCUCGUAAUCAACUUAAAAAGGAGAAUGCCGCAGCCCUGAGCAGGCAGCCUCAGCAGCCUCAGCAGCAGGGCUGGGUUGCUUGGAUGUGGGGUUCUAAGCCAACGGGCACCAUCCAAGAGAAUGAAGAAAACACUCAGAUGACAGAAGAGCAGAGGAAGGAGCUCUAUGACAUGAUUGACUGGGACGAAAAGGCGGCGCUCGCUGAAUCUGUCGAUGUUCCCCGUGAAGCCGUCAACAUGUGUAUCGAGGCGGCGCUCAGCACUGGCAGCUUCACGCUCAAGAAGAGCCCCCAUCACAACACCAUGGAUCUCCUCAGCUUACACUUUGACUUGUUUAAAGCCAAGGCAUUACAGAGAAAGGACUCUGUACUGGCUAGUGUCAGUCUUGGUGGUCUGCGAAUCAAUGAUGGUACAACUCCCGACAGCCUUUAUCCAGAGAUUGUUCGCGUAAAGGAUGCCCAGAAGCGCAAACCAAUCUCCCUCGAGGAGCUGGAAACGGCGGAAGAGGAGCCUUUUUUCGAGUUCGAGAUUGAACAGAACCCUCUUGAACGAGAAGGCGACAUUGCCGUCGUGGGCAAGCUGAAACCCCUCGAAGUUGUUUGGAACCCCAACUUUGUUGUGGGCAUCGUCGACUUCUUCCGGCCUCCUGAGAGGCACAUGGAGUCGAUCGCGGCUCUGAUGGAGACCGCUGGGGCCACCGUGGAAGGCAUCCGAGAGCAGACACGAGUAGGCUUGGAGUUUGCACUAGAAGAACACAAAACGAUCAACGCCGAGCUCGACCUGCAAGCACCGCUGAUUAUCAUUCCCGUCAGUAUUACCACGGAGCAUUCAACUUGUCUCGUUGUCGAUGCUGGUCACAUGCAUGUGAACAGCCAGUUGGUCGAUCAAGAGACCUUGGCGGAGAUUCAGUCCAAGCAGCGCCAAUCUUACAAUGAAGAAGACUUUAAACGUCUUGAAUCGGCCAUGUACGACAGAUUCAUCGUCAAGUUUACCUCGACUCAAGUCCUCAUUGGGCCUUCCAUCGAAGAAACCAAAGCUCAGCUCACCAGCAAACCUGGCGAUCGCGGCUCGCAGCUACAUGUAGUAGAGGAGAUCAAUGUCGAUUUCGUGGUGGAAAUGUCAAUUCUGCCCAAAGCGCCUAAUCUCACAAAGUUCAAGGUCUCUGGCCAUUUGCCAAUGCUACAUGCCACUGUAUCCGACGCCAAGUACAAGAACUUGAUGCAGAUUAUCGAUGUUGCUAUACCAAAAUUUCACUCCGAGGCGGAGCAAAAGGCAGUGCAAUCUGGCGCUACUACCCAAGCAAGGCCUUCUUCACGCCAUUCUUCACGCCCACGAUUAGCCAGUAAUGCCUCCAGCCGAUCCGCGCUCAGGUCGAUGCGUGACCGCAGACAAUCUGCGUUCCCAUUCCUCCAGUCUUCUACCGCCGUCAUCUUGGAGGACAUUGAUGAUGACGAUGACGAUUUCGAGGAUGCUGAAGACGGAACUCACGGCGAGCAGUUUAGAAUGCAGCAGCGGAGCUUCGAAUUCAACUUCAAAGUAGACACCCUAAAGGGCUCGCUUUAUCGAAGUGAUCCAAGCCGGUCGAAGCAAGACGUCCUUCUGGUGGAGCUAGUAGCAGAACGCUUCGAUCUAUCCUUCUAUACUCGACCCUACGACAUGGCGGCCGAAGUUUCCCUUGGGUCAGUAACUAUGGACGACUUUGUGGACAAUCCGCCUGCCGAAUUCAAGUCGAUUGUGUCUUCUGGAGACAGAGAGGACCUCCAAGCUGGACGAAGCCUUGUUCAUGUCAAGUUUGUCAGGGUUAAUCGCCAGUCACCCGAGUUUAUGCCCGUGUACGAAGGUGUUGAAACCAACAUUACUACCACUAUAUCUACCAUCAACCUGGUUGUUACUCGGAAGACGCUUCUCACCUUGUUGGACUUUAUCCUUGUGACUUUUACAAAUAAUAAUGCCGACGAGCAAAUGGGCCAAUCUGGUCCCUCUCAGAUUGACAACGCUGCUGAAGAUGAUGUAGCAGUUGAUAGUGUGGUUGUACAAGAGCCCAAGCAGAAUGCGAAUGCAACUAGCUCUAUCCGCGUCAAGGUUGAACUGAAGAGUAUCCGGCUUAUUCUGAACAAUGACGGCAUCAAACUGGCAACCCUUUCUUUCAACCAGGGUGAUGCUGGCAUCUUUCUUCGGGGCCAGACAAUGAGAAUCUCGGCCAAGCUUGGCGACCUCUCUCUCAUCGACGAUGUCAACUUGGGCGUUUCAGAGGAUUCCCACCUCCGGAAGCUCGUAACCAUUCAGGGAGACGACCUUGCCGACUUCCGCUACGAGACUUUUGACCCCGAAAAUCCCCAAGCGUACCCGGGAUACGAUAGUUCAAUAUUCCUUCGUGCGGGAUCUGUCAAGGUCAACUUUGUGGAGGAACCGUUCCGCAAAAUCAUUGAUUUCUUGGUCAAAUUUGGAAAGAUGCAGGCACUAUACAAUGCCGCCCGCCAGGUUGCUUUAAACAGAGCCAACCAAAUUCAGCAGAGCCCUAGCAAGAUCAAGUUUGAUGUUGUGGUCAAUACACCCAUCGUCGUCUUCCCGCGGGCCGUGAUCCCAGGCCGUCCCCACCGUGAUCUCAUUACAGCCUACCUUGGAGAAAUCUAUGCACAGAACAAGUUUGUUCCUCUCGAUGAUAGUCACGGUGCGACAAUUGCGAUGAAGAUUUCCGCAGGAAUCAGAAACAUUCGUCUCACUUCAGACUUCCAUUAUGCCGACAACAAGUCUGAGGAGUUGGAGAUGAUUGACCACGUCGACCUUGGAUUCCAUAUUACUCAUGCUGAACAUGUUGAGGGUGUCAAGAGACCAGAGACCGAGAUAGAAGGAACCGUGUCCGAUAUCAAGCUUCAGUUGACUCAACACCAACUGAAAUUCUUGAUGGAGAUUUCAAGAUCAGUCCCGGCUGCCUUUAGUGGAGAUGGCGAUGCUAAUGCGGAGGCUGAACGGCUUGUUGAUGACCAAACCUUGGAGCGCGCUAAAGGCUCGCCUUCUGAUGGCCAGUCCAACGGCAAUGAGCAGCCAUUGAUUAGCCUUGGUCCCGAGCUAGGUUCGCUCUCUGACGCGUGGACCAAGCUGGACUUUGUGUUCAAUGUGAAUACUGUUGGCCUUGAGGUCAUCAUGGCCCCAGAAGAGGGCCCUGUCAAUGAUGUAGCCGCCUGCAGUCUUUCUCGCUUCUCCUUGGACGACACACAUGUCAAGACGAGAAUGAUGUCUGAUGGCUCGAUAGAAGCCGAGGUCCUGGUUCGCUCUUUCACAAUUUACGACACUCGUCCUAGGGAUACGAACAAGUACCGCCGAAUCAUGACGUCUUCUAACAAAGAAGCGCAGCAGUUGAUGGCCAGUGUGACAAUGUCUGGUGGAACAGAGCGCAGCGUCAUUGCAAUGGCCACUAUUGAUAGCCCUCGUGUCAUUUUUGCUCUCGACUAUCUCUUUGCCAUCCAGAAGUUUGCCACUGAAGGGUUGACAAUGGAGGAAGCAAGUCCAAUUGAUACCGAAAGUAUGCUGAGUUCUCCCGAAGAGUCAGACACAGAAUCAACGCAAGUGUCGUAUUCGCAGCGACCAUCUAUAAGCUCUCCUCGACCUAGCAUCUCCGCAGCGGAAGCCUCUCUAGAGACACAACCGAAGGCCCAAACCUCCAUGGACAUAUCUUUCCGGGUAAACCUUGUGGAUGCUCAAGUCAUCUUGAUCGCCAAUCCGCUGAGCUCAAGCUCAGAAGCAAUUGUCCUCGGAAUCCGCCAAGUUCUUCUGUCACAACAACAUGCUCUUACGUUUCAAAUCUCACAGAUUGGCAUGUUUUUGUGCCGAAUGGAUAAGUUUGAGACAUCUCGCUUGAGAAUCAUUGACGAUUUCUCGAUACAAAUGAGCAUGAAUAAUCCACAGCCCAAUUCCACAGACAUCAAUAUUGAGAUUGAGCCACUCAUCUUGAGGCUUUCUCUACGAGACAUUUUACUCGCUCUCCAGAUUAUCGGAAGAGCAGGAGAAUUAUCUGGAACGGAUUCUAAGGUACCAAAAGAGUCAGCCGCCGAUCAAAAGGCGAAGCAGUUGAGAUCAAAGACACGGCACAGAGCGUCCAGUGGGCGUGGUGGCGCCUCGACAACGGCCAAGAGUAGUCAUGCGGCUAGAACAACAACUACUGCAGCAUCUUCGAGGGCCGUCACUUAUGCUGAGAGAUACUCCGCGCCCGCAAAGAAUGAAAACCUAUCCGCUACUGUAGAUGGCGUCCGAAUCGUGCUGAUCGGUGAUCUGCACGAACUUCCGAUCCUUGAUAUUGGAAUUCAGAACUUCACGGCUGUCGCUGAAAAUUGGUCUUCAAAUUUGAAGGCUGAGGCGGCUAUUGAUAUGUACUCCAACGUGUACAAUUUCUCAAAGUCGAGCUGGGAGCCCCUUUUGGAGCCAUGGCAGGUUGGCCUUGGGGUGGCCAAGGAUCCAAUCACUAGCUUCCUCUCUGUUGAUGUGGUGUCGAAAAAGACAUUCGAUAUUACAGUCACAACGGCAACAAUUGCAUUGGCCUCCAAGUCUUUUGACUUUUUGACGGCUGCUGAAAAUGUUCUCGAGAAGCCUCGAGGCGUUGAAGCCCCGUACCGAAUCAGAAACUAUACGGGCUUUAAUGCCAUCGUUCAUUCCAAGAGUCCUACCAACUCUGAGCCAAUCACUCUCCAUCUUGAAGACGGGCAAGAAGCUCCAUGGAGCUUUGAGCAAUGGGAGAAGAUGCGUGAGAUGAUCCUCGCCGACUCGCAACCAAAUGACGUAGGCAUCCAGCUCGAGGCGAGUGGGUUUGAUCUCAUUAGGAAUGUCCGCUUGAAUCGUGAGGGCGAGUUUUUGUACAGCCUUCGCCCUAAAACCGACAACAUCUUGCACAAACUCUGUGUGGAAGUGAGCUUAGGAGCUGACAAUGUCAAAUAUGUCACUCUUCGUUCUCCACUCGUUGUUGAGAACGCCACCCAGAUUCCCGUGGAACUCGGUAUCUACGAUGCCCAAGAGGGUCAUUUGCUCAAGAUUGAGAAGAUUGCCCCUGGUGACUCUCGACCCGCACCCGUUGGAGCUGUGUAUGAAAAGAGGGUGCUCGUGAGGCCAGACAGCGGAUUUGGCUAUCAGUGGAGCGCAGAGCAGCUUUGGUGGAAAGACUUGUUGAAACGCCCAACUAGGCAGAUUGUUUGCAAGGGAGACAGUGGUGAUCCUUUUUACUUCCAGGCGCAUGCGUCGUUUGAUAACUCCAGUCCCAUCACCAGAUCCUAUCCGUACAUGAAGAUUAAGCUGUCUGCGCCAGUCACGCUGGAGAAUCUCCUUCCAUAUGAUUUCAAGUACAGAAUUUACGACAAGAACACUAAGAAGGAUUGGUCGAACUUCCUUCGGAAGGGCGGUGUCAGCCCUGUUCAUGUCGUUGAGCUCUCUCAUCUACUCUUGCUCAAUGUCGACAUGCAGGAUACUGUCUUCAAACCAAGCGACUUUGCUAUCAUCAACUCCGGCACAAACGAAGAUUUCCGCAGAGAAUCUCGCAUCGUAGUCAAGGAUGACCAAGGCCUUUCUCUCAACCUUAGUCUCCACUACCACAAGAUUCCCAACAGCGGCGGUGCCUUCAAGGUCACAGUCUACAGCCCGUACGUUAUCCUCAAUAAGACAGGGUUAGAUCUUACGGUCAGGGCCAAGAGCUUCUUGCAGCAGGCGAAGUCGGCGGCUGGCCAGUUCCCCCUCAUAAACACCUCCGAUCAUGACCGACCCAAGGCGCUGCCAUUCAUGUUCUCAUUUGGAAACGAUGACACUCGCAACCGAGCAUUGCUCAGGGUAGCAGACUCCGAAUGGAGCAAGCCUCAGAGUUUUGAUGCCAUUGGUAGCACAUCUGAGGUAAUUCUCAACUCUGGGUCUAACAGAAACAAGGAGAUCCACCUGGGUCUCACCAUCCAAUCCGGAGAAGGAAAGUAUAAGAUGACGAAAGUCGUUACGAUUGCUCCGCGCUUCGUGCUCAAGAACAAGUUGGAUGAGGAGAUUCUGAUACGGGAACCCAGCUCGUCGGGUUACAUGACGCUGGGUCCUGGAGCGUUACAACCACUUCACUUUAUGCAGAACUCUACAGUCAAGCAGCUGUGCCUUUGCUUCCCCGGAAUGAACAACCAGUGGACCUCACCCUUUAAUAUUGCUGAUAUUGGAACGACGCACGUCAAGAUUGCCAAGGCAGGUCAGCGUCAACGCCUCAUCCGCGUGGAGAUUCUUGUAGAGGACUCCACCAUUUUCUUGCACUUCAGCGUCGAAACCAAGAAUUGGCCUUUCUCAAUGCGCAAUGAGAGCGAUACUGAGUUUACGUUUUACCAAGCAAACCCCACUGUUGAAGAGGACGAUGUAGUGGACCGAAGCGGUUGGAAGCCUAUCCGAUAUCGCCUGCCACCUAGGAGUAUCAUGCCGUACGCAUGGGAUUUCCCAGCAGCUAAGUUCCGCGAGGUGGUCAUUUCUACGGCCGGCAAGGAGCGGCACGUCAAAUUGGCGGAGAUUGGCAACCAGUUCCCAAUGAAGUUUACAAGCCAAAAUGGCACGCAAAAGAUUAUCGAUAUCAAUGUUGCUGCAGACGGUCCCACGCAGACUCUCAUUUUGAGCAACUUCCGACCCAGCCAGAGUUUGUACAGACAGAAAACUCUGUCCAGGACAAACACUGGACCGGAGGCUUUCGAGGUCAAAGAUCAAGAUACUGAUGCGACAUUCGUGGCUCAGCUCAAGUUGUCCGGCAUUGGCAUUUCAUUCAUCAACGCUCAACUGAAAGAGCUCGCCUACGUUACAUUCCGAGAUGUCCAAUUCCGUAUCACUGAUUCGCCCGUGGUUCAGACGGUGUCACUGGCCAUCAAAUGGAUGCAAAUUGACAACCAACUCUAUGGUGGGCUGUUCCCCAUGGUCCUAUAUCCAAGCGUGGUGCCGCAGAAAGCGCAAGAAAUCGAAGCCCACCCGUCACUACAUGCCAUGGUUAGUCGAGUGAAGGAUGACUCUUACGGUGUGCUCUACAUCAAAUAUGCCAGUAUCCUCCUACAGCAGAUGACGGUUGAUCUGGAUGAAGAUUUCGUAUUUGCUCUUUUGGACUUUUCGAAUGUUCCCGGCGCAAGCUGGAGCUCAGAGGUGGAAGAGGGCCAACUUUGUGAUGAAGAUCUGGAUAUCCCAGAGCCAUCUCAGCGUGAUACCGGCCAAGACAUUUAUUUUGAGGUCCUCAACAUCCAGCCGAUGCAAGUGGACCUCAGCUUCAUGCGAACGGAGCGCAUCAACGCGGAGGAUAAAACCUCAUCCCACAACCCACUCAUGUUCUUCCUGAAUGUGAUGACGAUGGCCAUUGGCAAUAUCAAUGACGCACCAGUGCGGUUCAAUGCGCUCAUUCUAGAGAAUGUCCGGGUGUCUAUGCAGAUCCUGAUUCAGAACAUCACCAACCAUUAUAGCCAAGAGGUCAUGUACCAGAUCCACAAGAUUUUGGGUUCUGCAGACUUCUUGGGCAAUCCCGUGGGCUUGUUCAACAACAUCUCAUCCGGAGUCAACGACAUCUUUUACGAGCCGUACCAGGGUCUCAUCCUUUCCGAUCGGCCCGAAGAAUUCGGCAUGGGUAUCGCAAAGGGUGCAGCAUCAUUCGCCAAGAAGACCGUUUUUGGAUUCUCCGACAGCUUCUCCAAAUUCACCGGGAGUCUGAGCAAGGGUCUUGCCGCAGCGUCCAUGGAUAAGCAGUUCCAAGAUCGACGACGGAUUACCAGGGCAAGAAACCGCCCGAAGCACGCAUUGUACGGCGUGACGGCGGGAGCCAACAGUCUCUUCACGAGUGUUGCAUCUGGCGUUGGUGGUUUGGCGCUGAAGCCUCUAGAAGGUGCCGAACAGGAGGGCGCUUUGGGCUUCUUCAAGGGUGUCGGCAAGGGUGUUUUGGGAUUGGCAACCAAACCAGCCGUGGGGAUUCUGGACAUGGCUAGCAAUGUCAGUGAGGGCAUCCGCAAUACCACGACAGUAUUUGACGGAGCGGAGCUGGAGCGCACUCGAUACCCACGCUUCGUCCCCAAUGACGGAAUUGUGCGGCCCUUUAACCCGCGAGAGGCACUCGGACAGUACUGGCUGAAGCAAGUGGAUAACGGGCGAUACUUUGACGAGCAGUACAUUGGCCACCUUGAGCUGCCCAAGGAGGACAUGGUUGUCAUGGUCACGUUUGCGCGCAUCCUCUUGAUUCGAUCGCGGCGACUGACUAGCGAGUGGGACGUGCCGCUGAAGGACGUCCAGACGAUUGCAAAGGAACGCACGGGAAUCAGUCUGGCACUGAGAGAUGGAGCCAAUGGGCCGUUUAUCCCCGUGGGAGGUGGAAGUGAGAGGGGGUUCUUGUACAAGAUGCUUGGUGUGGCUGUGGAGGAGUUUAACAGGAGGUUUAGGGGAGGAGAGCGAUGA
This is a messenger RNA of Trichoderma harzianum CBS 226.95, 9651 nucleotides long. RefSeq lists its product as hypothetical. The transcript is spliced from 2 exons. Gene Ontology annotation, cellular component: extrinsic component of membrane. NCBI's taxonomy places the organism in Eukaryota, Fungi, Ascomycota, Sordariomycetes, Hypocreales, Hypocreaceae. Bases 1 to 9651 code for a protein of 3216 amino acids. Gene Ontology annotation, biological process: mitochondrion organization; protein retention in Golgi apparatus; late endosome to vacuole transport. The record is from RefSeq and is a predicted model, not a curated record.